AUGCGUUUCUUCACCAAGCGAAAAUCGACUAAAUGGAAAUUUACCAAGAAUCCUGGUAGAGAUAAUGGGGAUGGUGCACUCCAUUCUCCGACCACAGAGUUACAAGCAUCUAGCCCUGUUGAACCCUCCUCAAACAUGACACCUUCUGAACAGCCUUCCAAACAGGUUCAGCCAGCUUCAGUGACCUCCAAUGCUGGCCCGGUCCUGAGCCUCGCCGAAUCUUCCUCACUUGCGGUAAUUACCACACAGGCUACGAAGCAGUCUAGGCAAGUCAUGUCUGCUCCGGCGGUGAUCCCUAAUCUUACUCCGCUCUCCGACCCCACGGAAGAGUCGCCCAAGCAAGCUAUUCCUAUCUCAUCAAGUGACGACGGCGACUGUUGGGCUAGCGCAUAUAACUUGUUACAAUGUCGAGAGCCCAAACUGAUAGAAGACUACAUGAAGCACUUAAGCUCAUUGCAGCACGACAAGUCAGCAAACCCAAUUUUCUUAAGUCCGGAGUCGAUCCGGCUGAUUGUGGAGCUACUCUUGGAAGAUCGAGAGAAGAAGCAGUGGCGAUUUUCACUUCUAGGAAAAGAUGUGAAGAUACGAGAGCAAACCGAGAAAUUGGCCAAGUUUUUUCUCUGGGCAGACCCAGUCAUCAAAAACGCGGUUAGCACCCAACCAUAUGCAGCGUUAGCAUGGGCUGGAGUUUCAUUACUUCUACCACUACUCUCGAGUGGCACAACAGGCAAUAUGGAGAUGCUAAAAGGCUUCAAUAAAAUUGACGAUACUCUUAUGUACUGGCAUAUCUGCGAGAAAAAGUAUCUCCGCUCUGAGUAUAGAGAAGAGUAUCAAGACCUCAUGGAGCCUUUGGCCAAGCUCUGUUCCCAUGUGAUCGAGUACCAGGCGCGCUCAGUAUGCCAUCUUUCUAAAGCUCAACUCUCCCGUGCAUGGGAGAAUAUGACUGGUGGGGUGGAUUGGGAAUCAAUGAUGACAGAAAUUGAAAGAUUGAGCGAGGCUUGCAGUAGCUACAUACCUCCUCUUGCGGCAGAGGAAAUUCGCAAAACCAGAGAUGAUCAGCUCCAGACGAUGCGGGAGUCACGGGACAUCCUUGACGAGAUUCGGAAAACGUUGGAAGCAGACAGAAUACAGACCCAGAGGAACUACGAAGAUCAGAAAGAACGAGAUCUCCUUCAUACCCUCGCUUCUGGCUAUGAAGAUGACAAGAAUUUCAACCCAAACAGAGUCCCAGGCACAUGUGAAUGGUUCUUCGAUGACCACAGACUUCGGAAUUGGCGUGACAGCGAGAGGUCUAGUCUACUCUGGAUAUCUGCUGAUCCUGGUUGUGGGAAGUCAGUCUUAUCACGAGCUCUCAUCGAUGAAGAUAGGCUUUCUACGAAUGUCACGACAUCUAUGGUUUGCUACUUCUUUUUUAAAGACGGAGAUGAGCGUCGCAUGUCUGCCACGAAUGCUUUGUGUGCAAUACUCCAUCAACUGUUUACACACGAUUCAGCCGGCGUCCUAAUCCAGCACGCAAUCCUAAGUCACAGAGAAACCGGGAAAGAUCUAUCAACGAACUUUUCUGAGCUCUGGCGAAUUCUUAUACAAUGCGCUACAUCACCAGAGACUGGGGAAAUCGUAUGUCUUCUUGAUGCCUUAGAUGAGUGUAAGGAGUAUUGGGAGCCAUUGAUUGACAAUUUAAGAGAAUUCUAUUCUCAGUCCCGGGAUUCAUCUUCACCGUCGAAACUCAAGUUUCUGAUCACGAGUCGCCCUUAUGAUGACCUAACGGCAUCUUUCGGAAGGUUUUCUGAUGCAAGUACAUAUCUACAUUUUGACGGCGCUGAUAACUCCGUCGAUAUCAGCAACGAUAUAAAUCUGGUCAUUGAUGCCAAGGUGGCUGAAAUAGGGCGAGGUUUUCAGGAGAGUGACCGCCAAACGAUUUCUAAGAAACUCAAAAGUAUGGAGAAUCGCACAUACCUCUGGCUACAUCUCACGUUCGAUAUUAUCAAGCAAAGACGGAGUAAAUAUAGUCGCAGAUCCGAUGUGGAAGCACUUCUUUCUAGCUUACCUUCCGAAAUUGAAGACGCAUACGAAAAGAUUCUGGACCGGAGUCAGGAUGACUUUCAGGCUGCAACUCUUCUUCAGCUUGUUCUGUCUGCGGUACGACCACUGACGCUUGAUGAGGCCAAUAUAGCCUUAACGAUAGCUUUAGAGAAACAGGGAUUCAGUUCCUAUGAUGAUCUGAGGGACAACUUGUGGCCAGCCAUUGAAUUCGAAAAUACCGUGAAGAAUCUAUGUGGUCUCUUCAUCACUGUCCACAAUAGGAAGCUGUUUUUUAUACACCUGACGGCGAGGAAGUUCCUCGUUGAGCCCCCUCAAGGAAAAUGGAAAGGGCGGCUCAACAUGACACGAUCACACACGAAGAUGGCACUGCUAUGUCUGUCAACUUUGUCAUAUAUUGAUGAGCAAAGACCAAUCAGGGAAAUCAGGGCCAACUUUCCGUUGGCGCAGUACUCCGCUUCAUACCUGUUGGUCCAUACACAGUCUGCAGAAGCCGAGAAAGAUGUUUUAGACGCUGUCUCGGAGUUUUUUUUGAAACAAGGUCAAGCAUAUACAGCAUGGGGUAAACUAUUUGACCCAGAUCAGCCUACGGAGGAAGAGCCGUUUCAAGACAAAAAUAUGGCCACUCCGUUGUACUACGCAUCUCUGGCAGGUCUGCAACGAAUAGUACGAUGUUUAGUAAAUCACGCUGUUGAGGUCAACGCGCAGAGUGGCUUUUACGGCAAUGCACUCCAGGCGGCUUCAUCUGAGGGCUACAAGGAGAUCGUGCAGUUACUAUUAGAGAAUGGUGCUGAGGUCAACGCACAGGGUGGAUUUUGCCGCAAUGCACUCUAUGCGGCUUCAUCUGAGGGCUACAAGGAGAUCGUGCAGUUACUAUUAGAGAAUGGUGCUGAGGUCAACGCGCAGGGUGGCAUUUACGGCAAUGCACUCCAGGCGGCUUCAUCUGAGGGCCACAAGGAGAUUGUGCUGUUGUUAUUAGAGAAUGGUGCUGAGAUCAACGCGCAGGUUGGCUAUCUCGGCGGUGCACUCAAGGCGGCUGUAUCUCAGGGCCGCAAGGAGAUCGCGCAGUUACUAUUAGAGAAGGGUGCAGAGGUCAACGCGCAGGGUGGCGUUUACGGCAGUGCACUCCAGGUGGCUGUAUCUCAGCCUGAUUCUCAGGGCCGUAAGGAGAUCGUGCAGUUGCUAUUAGAGAAUGGUGCUGAGGUCAACGCGCAGGGUGGCUAUCACGGCAAUGCACUCCAGGCGGCCGUAUCUGAAUCUGAUUCUCAGGGCCGCAAGGAGAUCGCGCAGUUGCUAUUAGAGAAGGGGGCUGAGGUCAACGCGCAGGGCGGCUAUUACGGCAAUACACUCCAGGCGGCUAUAUCUCAGGGCCACAAGGAGAUCGUGCAGUUGCUAUUAGAGAAUGGUGCUGAGGUCAACGCGCAGGGUGGCUAUUACGGCAGUGCACUCCAGGCGGCUGUAUCUCAGUCUGAUUCUCAGGGCUACAAGGAGAUCGUACAAUUACUGUUAGAGAAUAGUGCUGAUGUCAACGCGCAGGGUGGCUAUUACGGCAAUGCACUCCAGGCGGCUGUAUCUCAGGGCCACAAGGAGAUCGUGCAGUUGCUAUUAGAGAAUGGUGCUGAGGUCAACGCGCAGGGUGGCUAUUACGGCAGUGCACUCCAGGCGGCUGUAUCUCAGUCUGAUUCUCAGGGUCACAAGGAGAUUGUGCUGUUACUAUUAGAGAAGGGUGCUGAGAUCAAGCGGUAG
This is a messenger RNA of Penicillium vulpinum, 3786 nucleotides long. RefSeq lists its product as uncharacterized. The transcript has 2 exons. The record is from RefSeq and is a predicted model, not a curated record. Gene Ontology annotation, molecular function: protein binding. Lineage: Eukaryota; Fungi; Ascomycota; Eurotiomycetes; Eurotiales; Aspergillaceae. Bases 1 to 3786 code for a protein of 1261 amino acids.